Molecule: messenger RNA, 435 nt
Organism: Papaver somniferum (opium poppy)
Lineage: Eukaryota; Viridiplantae; Streptophyta; Magnoliopsida; Ranunculales; Papaveraceae
Exons: 1
Coding region: 1-435 (144 amino acids)
Source: RefSeq, a predicted model, not a curated record
AUGUUUGCUACUUCUAAUGUUAUUGAUAUUUCUCAUUUAUUUGAUGAUACUUCUUUGUAUAGAAUUACAUUUGGUGUUUUACAAUAUGCAACAGUUACAAGACUUGGCAUUUCCUCUUCUGUUAACAAAGCUUAUCAGAAAAUGAAGGCUCCAACUGAGGAUGAUUUGACCGCAGUCAAAAGAAUUUUGAGAUAUCUCAGUGGUACUUUAGGAUAUGGUUUGCAGUUUAGGAGAGCAACUUCUUUACAUCUUCAAGCAUAUUCUGAUGCAGAUUGGACUGGAGAUUAUCUGGAUAAGAGAUCAACGAGUGGUAUGGUUUUUCUUUUUGGACCAAAUUUAAUUUCUUGGUGUUCCGGAAAACAAAACACUACAUUAAGAUCUAGUAAUAAGUAUGAAUAUAGGGCAUUGGAAAAUGUUAUUUCGGAGCUACUUUAG